AUGCACAGACAAUACACACACGCACACACACACACAUAUACACGCAUACAUGUGUGCACGCGUGCAUCGCAGUAUACAUAUGCUCUCUCACACACACACACACACGGCAUACAUAGAAGUACAUACGCACAAGCAUUUAUAGACACUUUGUCUGUCUGUCUGUCUGUCUGUCUGUCUCUCUCUCUCUCUCUCUCUUUCACCGUGAAACACAAACACAGAAACACACACACACACACACACACAUACAUGUGUGGUUGCAAGCGAACCUCGUCUUCGACAUCAGGGAAAAUAUUGCCAGACAAAAGAUUUCCAAUGGAACAAUCCGUGGAUUUCUGGAUUUAUGCAGGCGAAUGCGUCGAGAAAUCGUCCGUGCACGUCAGAUUUCAACAACACAAACUACACAAGGUCUUUGAAGACCAACAUUGAGGAAAGAAAGGGAAUGGGAUACUACACAUGGAAUACAUUCGCCUUAAUGUUGUUGGUUCUGUGUUGUGUUGAAACAACUAUAAGCAGUGGAACACCUUCCAGGGGUCACGUACGGCCACCUAUGGUGCGAAUCGAUGCAGGCACUCGAUCCCGCUAUGGUUUUCGGGGCAGGCAUGGCAUUCACGCUAAUCGUCAGAUCAGAAAACGCUCCCUAAGGAAAGAAGAACUACUUAAAAGGUCUGAAGUGAUCAAAAACAUUCUCUUGAACUAUGACAAUCGGAUCUCCCCUCAUUUUGAUCCAGAUGUACCGACCAAAGUAAAAGUACACAUGUAUGUCAACAGUUUCGACUCAAUUCGAGAAUCAUCCAUGGACUUCUCAAUGAAUUUUAUCAUUACACAAAAAUGGAAUGAUCCCAGGUUAAAAUUUUCCACGGGUACAGAUGAAAAUCUGGAACUGGAUACAAAGUUUAUGGAUAGAAUCUGGGUACCGGAUUUAUAUUUUGCCAAUGAAAAGGAAGCAAACUUCCACAAUAUCACUGUACCAAACCGUAUGAUGCAUCUUCAUGCUGAUGGCACUGUUCAAUACAGAGUAAGAUUAACUAUGACAGCUACAUGUCCGAUGAAACUGGAAAAGUUCCCACUUGAUAUACAAACUUGCUCGAUAUUUAUAAAAAGCUUUGUAUACACACCGGAUAAUGUUGUGUUUGAAUGGGAUGACGGUUCAGCCGUUACACACAACCGACAAAUGGAGUUGUCUCAAUUCACCAUUUCUAAUAUUACAUUUGGAGACUGUCAUAGAGACUAUGAAGAAAACAACUUUACUUGUAUCUCAACCAGUUUCCAUCUCCAACGGAAGUAUGCCUAUUACAUGCUGCACGCUUACCUCCCCAGUACAUUGAUUGUGGUGAUAUCGUGGUUGUCGUUCUGGCUACCCACCGAAUCCACCGCUGCCAGGAUCUCACUCAGCAGCUUGACAAUCCUAACAAUGAUUACCCAGAGACAGAGCAACAGCGGGGAUCUACCCCCAGUCUCCUACAUCAAAGCCAUUGAUAUAUGGACAGUGGCCUGCCUUCUUUUCGUCUUCGCUGCUUUUGUCGAGUAUACGUUGGUUUGUUUCUUCUCUCGACAAGACUGUCACGUCCUUACCAUCUCGUUGACGGGAGCCAAAGAAUCGAUUUUCGCCACUUCAUCGAAUCAGAGUCCCAAAGACACAGAUAUAGGAAUAACAAAUGUGCAAGAAGGUGCGUCUGAUAAUCCUUAUACAUUGGACAACGACAACGUCACUUUAGAUGUCACUGUACCAAACCCUAAAGCCAAACAAAGAGCGAAGCGAGUCGACGUCAUAUCACGUGUUGUCUUCCCGACACUCUUCGCAAUUUUCCUCAUUCCUUACUGGUCCAUCUAUUUGCGUUAGAAGACGAUCGCACUAACGCCCAUGACAUUCUUCUUACUAUUAUUGUUACUCUUGAUAAUAUAACUAUUACCACCUACAUUAUUAUUGGUAUUGUAAUAAGGAUAAUAAUAAUAACAACAAUGAUACUAAUGAUGAUGAUGAUGAUUAUUAUUAUUAUUAUUAUUAUUAUCAUUAUUAUUAUUAUUGUUAUAAUUAUUAUUAUUAUUACUACUACCACCACUACUACUACUUCUACUACUAUAAUUAUAAUUAUUAUUAUUAUUGUUUAAUUGUUAUAAAUUGUUUUCGUUCAAGGUGAUAGAAUAAAUACACCAUUAAUUCAG
Molecule: messenger RNA, 2163 nt
Organism: Octopus bimaculoides (California two-spot octopus)
Lineage: Eukaryota; Metazoa; Mollusca; Cephalopoda; Octopoda; Octopodidae
Product: glycine receptor subunit alpha-2
Biological process (GO): monoatomic ion transmembrane transport
Cellular component (GO): membrane
Molecular function (GO): extracellular ligand-gated monoatomic ion channel activity; transmembrane signaling receptor activity
Source: RefSeq, a predicted model, not a curated record